This is a messenger RNA of Paramecium tetraurelia, 2022 nucleotides long. RefSeq lists its product as uncharacterized. The transcript has 5 exons. The record is from RefSeq and is a predicted model, not a curated record. NCBI's taxonomy places the organism in Eukaryota, Ciliophora, Oligohymenophorea, Peniculida, Parameciidae. Gene Ontology annotation, molecular function: protein binding.
AUGAGUUUAGAAGACUAAAAACGAUUAGAUGAUUUGUUUAAUCAAGUUAUUUGUAAGGCUGAAAGCAAUAACAUGAAAUUUCAUGAGUUUAUGACAUUCCUUUUGGAAAGAGAAUUGAUAACUGCAAAGUUCAACUUUACUUUCUACUUGAAUUUAUACUAAGAAUACUUCGCUUUAGAAGAGAUAGUCUAAAAAGUUACUCAAGCCCCAAAGAAAGGAACAAAAGAGCCCAUAAAUAUCAUCAAGGAUGAUACACCUAAAUUUAGCAGAACUAAAUUCUUGAGGAUCGUAGAUGCACUAGGAAAGGCUCUACAUCAAGGAUAAAAGAAAUAUUUAGAUCUGAUCCUUAAAGAUAUAUUCAUUGAUAAUAAAAAGAAAACAUAAAUCAGAAUGUUGAUACUUGAUGAUCCAAAUCGGAAGUUACUUCACGAAUAGGUUAUUAAGACCAUAAUUGCAUAUGAAGAAGAUAUUUAAGCAUUGUUUACUAUGUAUUUACCAGAAAACUAUUAUAAAAAUGAACUCAUGCUUACUUGGAAAGAAAUUAAAUUAAUGAAUCUCAAAAUUCCUAUAUUCUCAUUUAUUCAGAUGCUAUAAGAUAUGAAUAUUCAUCCUGUUCAUUAUAAUUAUGAAAAUAUUGAAGAUGUAUGUAUGAGAAUAAUACCUGCAAUCACUCCUAAAGAGAACUAAUUUUAUUAAUCCAAUGUUAUUUAACAAUUAUGUGAAAUGAUAAAUAGUGGAAAAUUCAAACCAUAACAUUAUUCUGGAGAUCCUAAAAUUUCUUAUUUGGAAUUUCAAUUCUUAUUAUGUAAAAUGGGUGCUGAAAUAACUAACAGAGAAGUUUAAUAGGAUUCAAAGAAGGAGAUUUCUCCAUUGAUUAUAAAGUUCUUUACCAAAAUGAUUGAUUUGUAAUAAAAUGGUAAUAGAAUUCAUGAAGAUAAAACAAAACAUUUGGCUUUAAUUAAAAAAUAUUAUGAAAUGCUAGAUAAAACCGAUGAUAUCCUUUAAGAAUAAGGCAAUCCUUAAUCUGAAGAAUAAGAUAUGAAAUAAUAGAAUUACUUGUUUCUUACUCGUAAACCAGAUCAAUUGGAUAUUAAAGAAAUUUGGCAAUUUUUUUAGUAAGACUUACCACCCUUCCCUGAAUUAAAGUCAUAGGUUGAUUUGGCAUAAGACUUUGUGAAAUCAAUUAAGGAAAAGGAAAAGAGAGAAGAAUUGGCAAGAAAAUUGGAGGAAGACAAAAAAAAUAAAAAUAAGCCUUAACCCAAAUAGUAACUGAAAAAAGGAGAAUAACCAAUGAAAUAUUAAUGGGAACCUUUAGUAUAACCACCUAGAAUAUGUACCUAUUAAUACUUUAUUGAUUUUGUGAAAAAAACCAAGUAAACAAAUCCCCUUAGAGACUUAAAUGAAUUAAGCACUUUAAGUCAUAUAACAGUUGCUCCAGUUAUGUUACCAGAAUGUCUGUAUCCACAUGAUCCGCCUUAGUUGGUUAGAACAAUGAUAGAAGCUUCGUUGAUGUCGUUUACAUAAUAAAAUUAUUUCUUAGCAAUGCAAAAUUUGAAUUCAGCCUAAGAAUUAUGGUAGUCUCUAACUGAAUUGCAUGAUGCAGAGAUGGUAUUUUUCGAGUACUUUGGUGGUUAAAUAUAUGAGAUAGCUGGAUAGGAUGAAGCAGCAUUAAAUAAAUUUCUAAGAGUAAAAUUCCACGCUGAUAAAUUAUAAGCAGAUCAUCCAGAUAAAGCCUUACCUUAUUGUGGCAUUGGUUCAGUAUUGUACCAUAUGCAAGAAUAUGAAUUGGGCACAAGAAUGAUAAGAGAAAGCUCAAUAGGUGAUGAGAAUAUAGAGAAUGCCAUAACAUUAAACAAUUUAGGAUGUGCUUUGCAUUAGAAUGGCAAUUUAUUUGCUGCUGAGAAUUGUUACAUGUUUGCUAUUACUAUAUUAGACAUCCAUUUAGGAACAAUGCAUGCAAUGACAAUGAAUGUAAAACGCAAUCUACAAAAGCUAAAAGCAAAUAAAUAUUGUAAAUAAUGA